Saxophila tyrrhenica is the source of this 3531-nucleotide messenger RNA. RefSeq names its product cytoskeletal protein binding protein (gene SLA1). Lineage: Eukaryota; Fungi; Ascomycota; Dothideomycetes; Mycosphaerellales; Extremaceae. The record is from RefSeq and is a predicted model, not a curated record. The coding region runs from base 1 to 3531 and encodes 1176 amino acids. The transcript has 2 exons. Gene Ontology annotation, molecular function: ubiquitin binding; protein-macromolecule adaptor activity; cytoskeletal protein binding.
AUGGCCUUCCUUCAAGUCGUUCGAGCCGUCUAUGACUAUGCGCCGCAGUCCGAUGAAGAGUUGGAGAUCAAGGACGGCGACCUGCUCUUCGUGCUGGAGAAGAGCUCCGAGGAUGACUGGUGGAAGUGCAAGAAGAAGGCCGCCUCCGAGGAUGAGGACGAGCCAGAGGGCCUCGUGCCCAACAACUACGUGGAAGAGGUCAAACCCACACACCCCGCCAAGGCACUCUACGACUACACCAAGCAGACCGAUGAAGAGCUGAGUUUCCAGGAGGGCGCACAGCUGCAGGUGUAUGACCAAACCGACCCGGACUGGACGCUGGUGGGAAGGAAUGGCGAGUAUGGCUUCGUGCCCGCCAUCUACAUCGAGCACCUACCUGCUGGAGGCAGUGCCGCUCCUGUCGCUGCUCCUGCGCCGCCCGCCAUGCCUCCCCGCUCUUUAGCUGACGACGACGAUGACGACGGACCGCUACCCGGAGAGGCCGAUUAUGUGCCUCCUUCAUCACCGCAGACGUCUUCUAAUAACCCCGCAGCAGCACUCGCUGGCAUCAUUGCUCAAAAGACUGGAGGUGCCACCGACUCCGCCCCCUCCACCCAACGAACGCUAGCCGCUCCUCCGCCGAUGGCACCUCGCCCGCAGUAUACGCCAGAAGAAAGUGACGAGGAGGAAGCACCGCCUCCAAAGCCGCAGCGCCCGCAGUCCAAUGCCAUGCCGUCUCCUUCGCCUAUCCAAUCACCAGCCCGCGCGUCACCACCAGUCCGAUCACCAGCGAGGACAGAGUCACAAUACGUGCCUUCCGGAACUGCCGAAGCUGGUGGCAUUUUUCCGUCUCCGCCGUCAAGCGCAAGAACACCUACCUUUGACGACUAUGACGUUCCUCGGAGUCCUGCGGGCUACCGCCUGUACAGUAUACACGAAGUCAUUACACACAUGGGCAAGUCGAAGAAGCUCCCCAUGACACUGGGCAUAAAUUUGCAGAAGGGCGUCAUCAGGAUAUCUCCGGACAAGAGCAAGGAUGGCGAGGCGAAAGAGUGGUCGGCGGAAAAGCUGGAACAUUAUUCGAUCGAAGGAAAGCACGUAUUUGUUGAGCUAGUCAGGCCCAGUCGGAGCGUUGACUUCCACGCCGGGGCUAAAGAGACAGCGCAGGAGAUUGUGGCACAUCUGGGCGAGGUGGCAGGCGCUAGUAGAGCCAUUGGGCUGAGCGAGGUUUUGGAAGCGAGCGCAGGGACCGGUACUGCAGGGCUAAAGACAGGGCAGAUGCUUUACGAGUUCAUGGCGCAGGGCGAUGACGAAGUUACGGUCGCUGUCGGAGAUGAGGUUAUUGUUCUGGACGACACCAAGAGCGACGAGUGGUGGAUGGUGAGGCGGUUAAAGAAUGGCAAGGAGGGCGUGGUGCCGUCUUCAUACGUGGAGGUUACUGGCACAGUCCCGACACGACCCGACACUGCGCUGGAUGCUGCAAGAAGCACUGUCGAGCAGAACAGGCUGGAGGAGGAAAGAUUGGCAAAGGACGCUGCCAAGGGCAGUCGCGGUAUACCAGAACGAGGCUCCAGCCUGACCGGCGAGUCAUCUUCUUCACGGAGCAAGUCAAAGAGAGGCACCAAAGAGCCCAGCGGUGCAGGCAAGAGCAAGCCCAAUCCAACUCGCGUGAGGAUGUGGACCGACCGGUCAGGGACUUUCAAAGUGGAGGCGGAGUUCAUUGGAUUGAGGGAAGGCAAGAUCCAUCUUCACAAGAUGAACGGCGUCAAGAUUGCCGUACCUGUUGCGAAGAUGAGCGUGGAAGAUCUGGAGUAUGUGGAGAAGGCGACUGGAGCGAGCUUGGACGAAGACAAGCCCCUUUCCGACAUCAAACGAAGGUCAACUCAGAAGAAGACGAACGGGGCAGGGGCAGGGGCAGCAGGGGCUUCUGUCGUGCCAAAGGAUCAUGAGUACUGGUUCGACUUCUUCCUGCAAUGUGGUGUAAACCCUCAGAUCUGCGACCGGUACGCGAGUGCAUUCAGCAGAGAUCAGAUGAGCCCUGAGGUCUUGCCGGAGGUGAACGAGCAGCUCCUUCGCACUCUGGGACUGAAGGAGGGUGACAUCAUCAGAGUGGUGAAGUUCCUGGACAGCAAGUACGACCGCAAGAAGACUGUGGUGGGCGGGCCAGGUGCGUCAUCAGCAGGUGAUCAAGAUACGAUCGAGCAUGCGAAUGGAAGUGGACUGUUCUCUGGCCCAGGCGGAGCGUUGAAGAACAACACACGAAAGGGCAGACCAGCGCCUGCGGUUCAAACGAAUGAUGUGGUGUCGGAGGACGCUUUCAAGACGAAGGACGAUUCGAGCUCGCCCGCCGCGAGGAGUCCGAACGAAGGCGCACAACGGACGGUCCUGGCCAGUGCUCCCGCACGAGAGGCUAAGACCGGGUUUGAUGAUGAUGCUUGGGACGUGAAGCCGGCUCGAACGCAGACUCCCGAGCUGCGAAGGCCUGAAGAGCCGUCCAGACCUGCAGAACCGCCGAAGCCAAGGAUGAACGACGACAUUGCAUCUCUUUCUAUCACGAGCCCGCCUUUGCAGCCAACACCAGCAGCACCGCCCGCACCUGUGCAGUCUCCUCCGCCCGAGCAACAGCAGCCUCAGGCACCGCCAGGCGCCAAUCAGCAAAUCUUCGACAAGAUUGCUUCUCUGGCUCCUCGACAGCGCCCAAAUCCUCCUCCACAGCAACAGCAGACUGGUGGCGCUUUGUCUAUGCCUCCGCCACCGAGAGCAGCAUCCGCACCUGGUUUCCAACCUCAGCAGAAUGGCUUUGGAAACGUUGCACCGCUGCAGGCACAGCUGACCGGAUACCAGCAACAGUAUCAGCAGCCCAUGCAGCCACAGCAGACGUCUUACCAACAACCUCAAGGCUAUGGCGGCUUCCAGGGCCAACAGCAGAACGGAUUCAUGCCACAGCAGACGGGUGUCCAGGCUAUGCAGCAGAAUUACCCAGCUCUGCAACCCCAGCCAACAGGUCUCAACUUCCAGCCACAGAGCUCGUUUGGCCAGCAACAGCAGAGCCAGUUAUAUCCAGGCGGGAACUUACAGCAGCAACUCGUCAAUGGCGCCCAAACAGGCUCACCCUUCGCCGACCCGCCACGACAGCCUUACCAGCCAAAUGCUCCGAGUGGUCUGCAUAACUCGUUCUCGAUGCCUCAGCAGACUGGCUUCCAGCCUCAACAAACAGGUUUCCAGCCUCAACAGACGGGCUUCCAACCUCAACAACAACAACAGACUGGCUUCCAACAGCAGCAGCCAAGCUUCAAUAUCGCUGCUCCAACUGGCAUGAACGGUGGCUACGGGGCUCAACCGCAGCAAGGCGGAGCGCCACAGCUCCCUCCCCAGCAGACUGGUGGCGUGUUCGGCCCUUCGCAGCCCGUCACGCCGCUGGUGCCGCAGAAGACUGGACCUGCACCGCCCGUGAGGUUUGGCGUGCAGCCGGGCGACAAGAAGUUGAUGCCGCAGCCGACGGGGAGGGCCAAUUUGGCGAAAGCUACUCCCCAGAAUCCCUUCGGUUUUUAG